AUGAACUCGAAAGGUCCGAAUGGAGAUGGACAUACCGCAAAUACCGUGAAUGUGCCGUUGGAUAGAAAUGAACGAGCGCAUUCGGAAAUGCGAAGCCGCAGUACUACUAAUCUGCACGAGCCAUCAUCAAUCGAACGUGCCAGAACUCAAAGUCCCAUACCCCGCGAACCAGUCGCAGUUGCCGAACCUCCACCAAAGACUCGUGCACCGCGUAAGUCUGUAGGCGAAGAGAUCCGUGUGAGGACAGAUUACCCUCCACCGCUGCCCAAAACUCAGCCUCCUUCGAUCAAUGAAAUCCCACCAUCUCCAAAGACUUCUAUUACCACCGCCUUACACGUUCAACAAAAAGCAAGAGUCCGACAUCUGGGAGGACGUCCCCGUCGCCGUCGCAGUCUUCGGCAUCAAUCCCAUCGCCAUCAUCAAUAUCUCCCGGGAGCACUUCCCCAGACACCCCUAGGAGGCGAUCAAAUCCUGCGUUCGACAAGAAGCAAGAGUCCGACAUCUGGGAGGACGUCCCCGUCGCCGUCGCAGUCUUCGGCAUCAAUCCCAUCGCCAUCAUCAAUAUCUCCCGGGAGCACUUCCCCAGACACCCCUAGGAGGCGAUCGAAUCCUGCGUUUGACAAGGUUAUUUAUUUCAAAUAUUACAUCAAAAAUCAUCUAUCACGGCUAAAGAAAAAAUUUUCUGGAUUCUGUUUGGAACCGUCGGCUUCCAGUCGUCCCAUCUUGACAAAGGGACGUUCUGCAAGCCCCCUGGGAAGUGUUGAGGCAUCCAAAAAUGGCUCAGAAGCCAAGGAUGUGAAGAAGCAACGGGUGAUCAACGUGCCCAUUUCUGCUCCAUGGUAUCAUCGCUCAUUGUCGUCCUCAGAGGCCACAGACACGGCACAUGCUCGUAGGGUAGUUAUUGGCAUGGAUUCAUUCUCCUCGUUGCAUCCGGACACAUUUCGUCGCAACUACAGAUUUAAUAUUGAUUUAUCAAGCGAUUCACCGUUAUCGAUCGUGAACAGGUAG
Molecule: messenger RNA, 1008 nt
Organism: Ostertagia ostertagi
Lineage: Eukaryota; Metazoa; Nematoda; Chromadorea; Rhabditida; Trichostrongylidae
Source: the annotation of a GenBank genome assembly